Molecule: messenger RNA, 1626 nt
Organism: Dictyostelium discoideum AX4
Lineage: Eukaryota; Evosea; Eumycetozoa; Dictyosteliales; Dictyosteliaceae
Exons: 4
Coding region: 1-1626 (541 amino acids)
Source: RefSeq, a predicted model, not a curated record
AUGAUGAAUCAGCAAAAAUCAUUUAAAACAAAUAUAACGACAGCUUUUGAAAAUAUAAAAAGGAGUUUAAGAACUCAAAUUAUUAUAUUAACAUUAAUAGGUUGGGGAGUUGCAAUGUCAAUUGACAGAACGGUUGUAGAUGAUUAUAGAGUUAAAUCAGAUAAUUUAAAUAGAGAUAAUUUACCAGAAAUGGUUAGAAAUCAUAGUGACAAAGUUGCACUUUCAAUUCUAUCAGUUUUUGAAACAUUAUUAUUUGGACUUGGAAUUGGAUUUUUUGUAGCAGUUGGUUUAAAAGUUUUUAAAAUUAGAAAUCAACAAUUGAGAAAAAGAAUGAUUUGGUGCUGGGGUUGUAUUUCAUUUUUUAUGGUUAGUUGGUGGCCACAUAGUACUUCACAUGCAUUAAUCUUAACAUCUAAAGGUGAUAUUUAUGAUAAUUUAAUAGCAAUUGAAGUUUCAUUUCAUUGGACAAUUUUAUUUUGUUCAUUAACAUUAUCAUAUUUCCAAUAUGAUUUAAUUUUAUUAAUGUUUGAAGUUGCAAUGAUGAAAAAGAAAAUGGAAACUAGAAAAGAAUGUAACCCACUUAAAAUGGAUUGGAAAUAUAAUUUCAAAUAUCAUGGUAUCCUUUUAUUAUGUGUUUUCUUUGGUGUUGGUAUGGUAUUUAUGUUUCAUUAUGAUCCAUUAAAACCUGAAUAUAAAAGAUAUCAAAAAUUCUUUUAUGUUACAUUUAAAAUGGUUGAUUCAAUAAUUUUGGGUUGUGGUUUUGCAUUUUCAUAUAUUGCAGUUAGAAUUAUUUCAUUAUUACCACCAAGUAAUGGUAAAAAAGUAGCAAUCAUUUCAUCACUUUGUAUUGCCGCUUUAUUCUUUAUUGGAUAUGGUCAUCCAAUGGCUCAUACUCAUUCACCAUAUUCAAUGGAGAGUACAGUUAUAAUUGAUUAUACAAUUCAUUUACCAAUCAUUAUUUUAACAACUGUAUUGGCAUUUUAUCAAUUUAGAAUGUUAGAGUUAUCAACUGAUUCAAGUUCUUCUAUUUGUAUGGCUGCUAAAUUAAGAAAUAGACCACAUAAAUAUAGUUUCCCAAUCAGAAGUUUAGGUAUUAAAUCACAAGCUGUAACUAAUAUUGGUCAAACAAUGGGCCAUGGAGUUGGUGUAAGUGGUUCAGAAAGUAAAUAUACUGGUACACCAGAAUGUGAUGGUAGUUCUGCAAUUACAACUGAUGAAAAAUUACAAAUUCAAUCUCAAAGACCAACUCAACCAUACUAUGAAGAAGAACAUGAACUUCAAGUUAAAAAAGAAAAAUCUAAAGAUAAUGAAAUUGAAAUGGAACCAGUUAAAAAUAAUUUCCAAACUUCACAACCAUCAUCUAAUAAUCAAUUUAGUUCAGUUGAUAUUUCCAUUGACCAAAAUGGUAUCUCUGUUGUUGAUAUUACAAAUAAAGUUGAUACAACAAUUGAUGUUGUUGAAAUUGAUAUUCAACAUGGAGUUGCUGGUGGUGGUGAUGUUCCAAUUUCCUCUGAAAAUAAUAUUAAUAAUAAUAUUAAUAGUAAUAAUAAUAAUGAAGAACCAAAUGCCGAAGAAGAAGUUAUACCGACCGAGGAUACUAUUGAUGAAUUUAUGCACGAAAUUUAA